This is a messenger RNA of Closterium sp. Naga37s-1, 4674 nucleotides long. The record is from the annotation of a GenBank genome assembly. Lineage: Eukaryota; Viridiplantae; Streptophyta; Zygnematophyceae; Desmidiales; Closteriaceae.
AUGCGCCUUACGGCGAGCGGCGACGGGGUCGCCCGUCGCCCGCGGAGUUUUACCUCGAAGAUCGCAGCGAGCGCGAGCGACGCCGAGAUCGGCGGCUUCAGCAAGGACCUGGACGAGAUGCGACAGCGACUGCGUGCGAUGCGAGUGGAAGAGACACAGGAGAUUCAGCAGCUGCGGAAGAAGCAGGAACAGGAGGCUUUCGAAGCGGAGCAGGCGCAGAAAUUGCGCGAGCAGCAGAUUCUCCUCCUGCAGAAGCAGCGCCAGUUAUCUUACGCCACGUGGCGCGGCGAAGGCUCGCGUCCGUACGAGUCGCCGUUCGACAAGGAGUCGGAGCUGCUACCCUCCGCGUAUCACGCUGUGGUCGGCAAGCCGCACUUACCUGUCGCGAACGCACCAGUAAGAAUCGACCACGUGGAGCUUCCUCCGCCAGUAUGGUCCGCGUCGCGUUCGUCCGCAAGCCUCUUCAACUAUGCGAGCCGCGGCACUGGCUCUAUUAGUCGGGCCACCGGGUCCGGCGCGCGCGGCUUGGGCGCCGCAAUGCCCGGCGCCAGCAGCGGCGCGAGCCGGAGCAGCGGGGGAAGCAGCUUGUCCGACGCCGUUUGCUCUAGCAGCAGCAGCAGCGGCUGUGACGUGGCGAUGACGUCACACCCGUUCAGCAGCAUUGUCCCUCCUUACACGGGCUUCAGCUUGAAGAGCUCUACGAGCGGGGCUGGCGAGAGCGCCCGAUACAAUCACACGCGCAGCGCAACCAGUAGCAGCAGCACGGACGAGAUUGACGAUACCGCGGAUUUCAACCCGCGCAGCCAGCGCAAUCCGGUCGCGCUACCCGUUCCGAAGCUCCCCACUCCGCCUGCUCGCACGCCUACCCCCUUCGUUUCUGUCACGCCGCAGACCCACCCGCUAGCUACUAGCACAUCCGUUAGUUGCGCUCACGACAGUGUCAUGGCGGGCGUUUCGUCCUCACCGCCGUCCGAUCCUUUUGAGGAGCUGCCAUCUGAACCGUCCACCCCGAUCGUCCUCUAUUCGCCCACCGCGUUCGCCGCUCGUCAUCCCUCCCUCCAGCCGUCGUUCAGCUGCUUUCUCACCUCCUCCGCUCUCCACUCCUCCGCUUCGUCCUAUUCCUCCUCCUCACCUUCUUCCACCUCCGCCUCCCCGUUCUCCUCAGCUUUAUCCUCGUCUUUGUCAGCCUCGCUAUCCGCUACUGCCGAUGCUGCGGAUGCCGCCGAUUCCGAUGAUGCGCCGCUUCUUUCGUCGUCGACUGAGCCCGGCUCUGCGCACGCCGCUCGUUAUAAUCACUACGCGGAAGACGCGCUUGAGGCCUCCCUUCCGCCCCCUCCCAGCGGUUCCGCUGAUGCUGUUAUUGACGAGCCCUUGCCGCCAGCGGCCACGCAAUCCGACGUGGCAGAUGCAACGUGGCAGGAACCCGAUGCCUUCUCUGCGCAUUCCUUCGCUCGCUCCGCAAGCCGCGCCGCGUUCGACGGUGGCGUUGCUCCUUCUCUGCCGCAUGCCUCUCUUCUGAUGGCUUCUGACGACCUCGCGCAAGUUUCGGAUGUAGUAGCAGCCCCGAGCGCAACUAGCACCGCACCUGGCGCCGCAUCUUCCGCCGCGAAUGGCGCCGCAACAGCCGCCGCCGGUGGAAGCUCCUUUCUCGGGAACCUCUUCUCAUGGACUCGCGCAGAAACGACAACGCAGCCGCCCAAGGCUGUGUCGCUGCCGCCCACGCUCUCUCUCGCUUCAGCACAGGUGUUCACGGGACCGGAAUUUCACUCCGCGUCAACCUACUUCGGUUCCACGUCAUCAGGGAGCUCCAACCGUUCAAUCAACGGCUACGAUGCGGAAUCGGAGGGCAUCGACGGCUCACGGACCAAGGAGGGGAAAGGAGGGGAAAAUGGAUUUGAGAACAAUAAAGAGGAUGACAGUAACGAGUUUGACGAGCCGCUUUAUUUGCUGGACACGAAGCACGGGGCGCGCAGGGAAGUGGGGUGUGACUAUGGCGAGCGUGCCAGCAGCUGUGCUGGAUCUGGCACUGGCGGUGGGAAGGGAUACGCGCUAUUGAGCUUGGAUGAAGGCGAUGCGGUGACGUUUAACGAAGCGAGCCCGUCCUGCUGGGCUCCCACGUCAGCAGCCACGUCAGCAGGCACCACCACCACUGGUGCUCCUCCUGCUGCUCCUCCUGCCGCUGCGUUUGCGAGCAUGGGAGGCAAGGGGCCCAAGUCGUCGUCUAAAGCGGCUGCUGCGGCGGCCAUUGCUGCCGCCACUGCCGCCAAGUUCGCCGCAUUGGGGAUUGGGGGGAAGGCGGAGGAGAAGCGCCAGGCGGAAGCCGCGGAAGGGGGAGCGGGCGGGGAGUCGGGAAGCCGGGGGGAAGGAGGAUGGGGAGAAGGGGAAGGGGAAGGGGAGGAAGAAGACGAGGAGGAGGAGGAGGGCGGGGAGAGGAGAGGGGGCGCGCGGAAGGCGUUCUGGGAUGAGGGGGAGUAUGAGGGGGAGGGGGAGGCGGAAGAGGAGGUGAACGAGAUUCUAGAGCUUCAGGAGUGGAUGGAGGCGCAAAUGCUGGUUGAGGGGGUGCGGAGGGCGCUCACGCGCGGAGGGACUGGGGGAAGCGGAGGGGUUGGGGGAAGCGGAAGAGGGAGAGUGAAUGAGGUGGAAACCGGAGGGGGAGCGGCAGCAGCAGGAGCAAGAGGAGGGGGAGCAGCAGCGAGUGUGUGCGAUGCUGAGAUGGAAGCGUGGAUGCUUGCUCUGCCUCCGCUGGUGGUGAUGGCGCGCAGUGACAAUGGGGUUGAGGAGACGAGUGAGGAGGAAGUGGUGGUGGAAGAGGAGGGAGAUGAGGUGGUGGAGGUGGAAGAGGAGGAGGUAGAGGAGGAGGCGGUAGAGGUGAUUGAGUUGGAGGAAGGGGAGGAGCUGGAGGAGGGGAUGGAAGUGGUAGAGAUAGUGGAGAGGGAGGAGGAAGAGGAGAGGGAGGAGGAAGAGGAGAGGGAGGAGGAAGAGAGGAAGGAGAGGGAUUCUGGCAGUGAAUGUGGGAGUGAGUAUGAGAGUGAGAGGGAGAGUGAUGAGGGGAGUGUGAGUGAGAGGGGUAGUGAGUGUGGGAGUGAGAGUAGGAGUGAGAGUGGGAGUGAGUGUGGGAGCGAUGUUGGGUCAGUAAGUGAGGCGAGUGAGAGUGUGAGUGUGAGUAGCGGAAGUGAGAGUGAGGAUGAGAGGGAGGGGAGAGUAGAAAGUGAGGAUGAGAGAGUGGAAAUUGAGGAGGAGAGUGAGGAUGAGAGGGUGGAGAGUGAGGAGAGGGAGAGUGAGGAUGAGAGAGAAGCGGAGAUCGAGGAGUGCGGUGGUAGUGAUGGAGGGGAAGUUGGUGAGAGUGAGGAUGAGAGGGAGGAGAGAGAAGAAGAUGAGGGCCAGAGAGUGGAAAUUGAGGAGGAGAGGGAGGAGAUUGAGGAGUGUGGUGGUAGUGGAGGGGAAGUUGGCGAGAGUGAGUGUGGGAGUGAGAGGGGAGAGGAGGGCAGUCUGGAGAAUGAGGGAGAGGACGAGGAUGGGGAGGAGGGAGGUGAAAGAAACGCGGGAGAGGAAGCUGCUGAGAGUGAGUGCGGGAGUGAGAGGGGAGAGGAAGCGAGUUUGAAGAGUGAAGGAGAAGGCGAGGAUGAGAGGGAAGAGGGCAUCGAAGCGAGGGAGGAGGAGAAGGUAGAGAGGGAAGAGGAGAAAGGGACUGAAUCCGAGGAGGGAGCUGAAACAAACAGUGAAGAAGCAGAAGAAUUAGAGAAACCAGAAGAUGCAGAAGGGGCAGGAGACGAAGGAGAGGGGGAAUUACUGGGGGGGGCUGUGGAAGGGGUGAGGGGGGAGGACGGUGAGGUGGAGGAGGGAGAAAGUGAAACGGCUGGUGGGUGUGAGGACGAGGGUACAGUAGUGUGUGAAGAGAGCGCUGAGAGUGUGGAAGAGGCACAGGAGGAAGUAGAGGAGGGAGAGAAGGGAAAAGGAGUGCAUGAGAGUGUGGAGUUGAGUGGUGCAGAGAGAGCGGAGGGGAAGGCAGAUGCUGCUUCGUGCAGCGAUGAGGGGAGUGUGAUGGGAGAGGGGCACGUUAAGGAGAGAAGGGAUGAGACAACAGACGUGGCAGGGAGCGCUGACCUGGCGGGAACCGUCCUUGAUGCUGCUGAUGUGGCAGAUGCUGAUGUGGACGAAGGUGCAGACGUGGCAGAAGGAGCUGAUGUGUCAAGUGGUGCUGACGUGUUAGAAAGUCCGGAAGCAUGUGGCAGACAGGCAGAGGACACUGGAUUAGGCGCAAGAGGGAAGGAGGAAGGGAGUGAGGGAAGUGAGGAGGAAAGUGAGGAGGGAAGUGAAGAGGAGAGUGGGGAGACAACGGGUGUGGUCGAAGCUGGUGUGGAGGAAGAGAGCAGUGUGGCUGAGGAGAGUGUGGAGGAAGGGAGGGUGGAGGAGGGAGUGGAGAGAGAGGAGGAGCACCGGGAGGUAGCUGAGGAGGAAAGAGAGGAUGAGGUGGAGGUGAAGGGAGAGGAGGGCGAGGAGGGAGAGGAGGUGGAGGGUGAGGAGGGAGAGGAGGUGGAGGGUGAGGAGGGAGAGGAGGGAGAGGAGGAGGUGGAGGGUGAGGAGGGAGAGGGGGGAGAGGAGGUGGAGGAGGGUGAGGAGGGAGAGGAGGUGGAGGAGGGUGAGGAGGGAGAGGAGGUGGAGUUGGUGUCCUGA